Molecule: messenger RNA, 7146 nt
Organism: Rhinolophus ferrumequinum (greater horseshoe bat)
Lineage: Eukaryota; Metazoa; Chordata; Mammalia; Chiroptera; Rhinolophidae
Gene: SLCO5A1
Product: solute carrier organic anion transporter family member 5A1
Exons: 10
Coding region: 694-3291 (865 amino acids)
Biological process (GO): transmembrane transport; sodium-independent organic anion transport
Cellular component (GO): membrane
Molecular function (GO): protein binding
Source: RefSeq, a predicted model, not a curated record
GUGCGCGUGUGUCUGUUUCGAGAGGAAGAGGCUUGGGUGACAGGCGAGGCGUGAGCGAAGAGUUCAGCCUGAGUCACAGUCUCAUUCACUGAUUUCUCGGCGGCUGGACGGAGGCUGCCUCCCCAGGCGGCUCCCAGCUAUUCCCGCACCCGCACCGUCUGCACCUGGCGCUCCGCUCUCAGCCAGGCCGACUGACAGACAGACUCCCCAGUGGGCAUCUUUGCGCCGGAGGCUGUCCCGAGCCGAGGCGGCAAGGACAGGACGCCUCUGGCCCAGCCAGUCGGGAGGGAUGCGGCGUGGACAUCAGCGCUAAGCGCCCCACGCUGGGCACGGGGCGUUUUCGCUCCCGGCGGAAGGCCGAGCGGCGGCGGAGGGGAUGCACUCGGGACGCGCAAGGCUCCUUUCGCGAGCUACCGCCCCGAGGUGGACCCCAAGCAGGGCUCAUCGCAGGACCGCGAGGACCCCUGCCCCCCGGGGCACGCGGCUGCGGAGCCUCGGGGCUGCGUCUGAGGCCAGGAUGCCCUGGGCGCCUCCCUGCUGGUGAGGAUGUCCUGCUGCCUGGGUCUGCAUCCCUCAGCCCCCGUCCUUGGUGGGCACGACUGCGUGGGCCCGGCUUCGGCCUCUCGUGCGGGUGGAUGAAAAGCGCUGGAGUCCUUGAGUGCGAUCAGCGAUCGAAUCUGAAUUCUAAGAGCCAUGGACGAAGGUACUGGGCUGCAGCCCCAGGCGGGAGAGCCGCUGGAAGCCCGGGCCACAGUAGGAGCUGUCCAACAGAAGUGCGAACCAGAGACCUUUAGGUCCAAGAGUUUACCCGACCUGAACAGCGCCUCCUGUAGGUCAGAUCUCAGUCCUGUGAGUGUAGGCUCCAAGCCAGACUGUCCAGAUUCUUUGAGCCAUCAGGAGUUGAAACAAGGCCUGAGCCGGCUGGCCCCCAGCCCCUCUGCCCCGUCCACUUCGGCAGAGAUGGCAGGGCUCGUGGACUGUAACCACAGGGUGGACGUCAGCAAAACCAUAUCGGUGUCGUCUACGUUGGCCGUGCUCCAGGGGAGAAGGUGCCUCUACGUGGUCCUCACGGAUUCCCGUUGCUUCCUGGUUUGCAUGUGUUUUCUGACCUUCAUCCAGGCGUUGAUGGUCUCCGGAUACCUGAGCAGUGUCAUCACCACCAUCGAAAGGCGCUACAGUCUGAAGAGUUCCGAAUCAGGGCUGCUGGUCAGCUGCUUUGACAUCGGGAGCCUGGUGGUGGUGGUGUUCGUCAGCUACUUUGGUGGCCGGGGUCGGAGACCCCUGUGGCUGGCGGUGGGUGGACUUCUCAUCGCCGUCGGGGCUGCCCUCUUCGCUUUACCUCACUUCAUCUCGCCUCCCUACCAGAUCCAAGAGUUGAACGCCUCUGCCUCCAACGACGGCCUGUGUCAGAGUGGCAACUCCACCGUGACCUUGGAGCCACCCACCUGCCAGAAGGACUCGGGAGGAAAUAACCACUGGGUCUAUGUGGCUUUAUUCAUUUGCGCGCAGAUUCUCAUUGGAAUGGGCUCCACACCUAUUUAUACCCUGGGACCAACCUACUUAGAUGACAAUGUCAAGAAAGAAAACGCAUCCUUGUACCUAGCCAUCAUGUAUGUCAUGGGAGCACUUGGUCCUGCAGUGGGAUAUUUAUUAGGUGGACUUCUGAUUGGUUUUUAUGUUGAUCCCAGAAAUCCGGUUCACCUAGACCAGAAUGACCCUCGCUUCAUUGGAAACUGGUGGAGUGGAUUCCUCCUUUGUGCCAUUGCAAUGUUUCUUGUGAUAUUCCCAAUGUUUACUUUUCCAAAAAAGCUUCCACCUCGACACAAGAAAAAGAAAAAGAAAAAAUUUUCUGCCGAUGCUGUUAGUGAUGAUGAUGUAAUGAAGGAGAAAUCAAACAAUAGUGAACAAGGGGACAAAAAAGUUUCUUCUCUGGGAUUUGGAAAGAAUGUCCGAGACCUACCAAGAGCAGCUGUCAGGAUCUUAAGCAACAUGACAUUCCUUUUUGUGAGUUUGUCAUACACAGCUGAGAGUGCCAUUGUAACUGCUUUCAUUACCUUCAUUCCCAAGUUCAUCGAGUCACAGUUUGGUAUCCCGGCUUCCAAUGCCAGCAUCUACACUGGUGUUAUUAUUGUCCCCAGUGCUGGUGUUGGGAUUGUCCUGGGAGGCUACAUCAUAAAAAAAUUGAAACUUGGUGCAAGAGAAUCUGCAAAACUAGCAAUGAUCUGCAGUGGUGUGUCUUUACUGUGUUUUUCAACCCUGUUUAUUGUUGGAUGCGAAAGUAUUAAUCUAGGAGGCAUAAACAUCCCUUAUACAACAGGACCUUCUCUCACCAUGCCUCACAGGAACCUGACAGGAAGCUGCAAUGUUAAUUGUGGUUGUAAAAUACACGAGUAUGAGCCAGUCUGUGGAUCAGAUGGAAUUACAUACUUUAACCCUUGUCUGGCUGGCUGUGUUAAUAGUGGUAAUCUUAGCACUGGGAUAAGGAAUUACACGGAAUGCACCUGUGUCCAAAGCCGGCAAGUGAUCACCGCCCCCACCAUGGGACAGCACAGUCAGCUGCGCGUGGUUAUUGUCAAAACGUAUCUCAACGAGAAUGGCUAUGCUGUGUCCGGGAAGUGCAAACGGACUUGCAAUACCCUCAUCCCGUUCUUGAUUUUUCUUUUCAUAGUCACCUUCAUCACAGCGUGUGCCCAGCCAUCCGCCAUCAUAGUGACACUCAGGUCCGUGGAAGAUGAGGAGAGACCUUUCGCUCUGGGAAUGCAAUUUGUUUUAUUGCGAACACUGGCAUACAUUCCUACUCCAAUUUAUUUUGGAGCCGUUAUUGACACCACCUGCAUGCUCUGGCAACAAGACUGUGGCGUACAAGGCUCUUGCUGGGAGUACAACGUGACGUCAUUUCGUUUCGUCUAUUUCGGUUUGGCGGCGGGCCUCAAAUUUGUGGGCUUUAUUUUUAUUUUUCUGGCCUGGUACUCCAUUAAGUACAAGGAGGACACACUGCAGAGGCAGAGGUGGAGAGAAUUCCCUCUGGGCACUGUGAGUGAGAUGGUGGGCCACCCCGAUGGCGCCAGGAAGUCCGCCCGGACUAGAUCUUGCCCAGUUUUCAGCACCCAGGGAGAAUUCCACGAAGAGACUGGCCUGCAAAAAGGGAUCCAAUACACAGCACAGACCUAUCCGGGGCCCUUCCCAGAAGCAAUAAGUUCCUCCCCAGACCCGGGGUUGGAAGAAAGCCCUGCUGCCAUGUACCCUCCCUCCCAAAGCUUGAAAACGGAAGACGUGCGUUUUGUUGGCUGAGUUGAAUAUGGCGACUUGAGAAACACCCGUGCCUUCUUUUCUUUCUUUCUUUUUUUAACCUCUAAAGACACAAUCCUCAAACCAACAAAACUCAGUAUACACAGCCACUAUGGAUUGAGGGCUGGAUACCUCAACAAGACUGAGAGCCUUUACCCUCCCCUUCUCUCCAAGAAGGAGGAGUUUAGAUAGAUUUGUUACCAUUUCUGCUGUGUUCGUUUAAUGCUUGUGCUCCAACAAGGCCGAGGUACAUGGUUAAAACACGAUCACGGCAGGUGUAACGGUGGUGCACGUCAUUAGCACACACUCCAAAGGUGGGCCGACCCUGACUUUGCAUUAACAAAUCCAAGUUUUGAGAUCUGAACACCUACUGUGAGUUCUGCUACAAAGCACAAACGAAUUUGCUUCAACUAUGCAAUCUGAUCGGAAAAAUGGAAGUGCAGCAUGUUACUUCUGCUUUCAGAGACGAAAGCAGAUACGUUUUUGAAAAGAGGAAGCUAAACUUUCCCUAAAGUACUGUUCAUAGCAUUUUAAGCCAUAGCCGAGUUACAAAUCAGGUAGAAUUUUUCAAAUGCUUCAGAGGAGCCCGAUGCAUAGCGCGACAAAAGGAACAGCUACUUCCUUUCAUGAGACGAGGUGUCCUUUAGUCUGUCUGCCCCAUCGAAAGGUAGUUAAAGAGGCUGCUCUAUCAUAAACCUGAUAGCUUGACUGUAAACGCCAGUAUUCCUUCACAGGGGUUUGAAAACUAGUGUGCUAAACUAUAUGGCUAGAAACUGUAAUUUGAGAUGCAUAAUAAGGAAAGAAACAUGGCUUUCUCAUCCAAGAAAAUUGCUGCAGAGAUUUUUUUUUUUUUCUCUUAAGGGCCUGCGUCAGGGUAGUUAGGAAUUGUAAACUUGUUACUCAACAUAGUUGGAAAAAGGAAUUCCAGAGCAAUAAGAUGGAGUCCCACCCAAUCAUUUUAGUUAUAUGCCUGGAAACACUAGCAAAUCGGUAUUGUUCUCUUUCUUAUGUAUGGAAAAUUGCUAUGGUUGCUACUGAAAUUGAGUCGGUAAGCCAGGAAAGUUUGAACAAUCACUUUCUGCAAUAUGAACAUCACCCUAAACACAGGAAGAGAGAGAUCUGUGAGCUGGACCUAGAAUGUGACCCUAAGUAAUGUUUGAAAACUAUUUAAAAUAAACUGGUCUGAUGUACUGAAUCCUACACUAUCAGGGUUAGAGUCAUUUUACACCCCCCUUUGAUUCCUUUCUACUGUGACUUUCUGGAAGUGAGCUGAGAGAGGAAUUUUCUGUUCCUUUGGGUUCAUUAUCCACAAUCCUUUCCAGUACCUCCCAGCACGUCACACCGACCUAGCUGCCACACAGAAUGCUUUCAACCUGGUUCUUAAAGCAGAUGUCUCCUAACAGUGCUAUGGACUGAUGGCAAGUGAACUCAGGGGAUCUGGCUACUCAGAAAAAGAAUCAUGACAAUUCAGAUUUCUGAGGGACGGUCAGGUCCAAAUACCAACCAACAUCACUGUUUCUGCCAAGGAUCCUGUGCUUAUGUUGUGCUAAUUUGGAAAACGGUGUUCUUGCUGGUUUAUAGUCUUGCACAGAAGGAAUGUGAUUGACAGAACCAUCCCAUGAUUUGGGCUUUUUGCCCUCCAUCCUUGGCUUCCCUGGCGGGGUUGUAUGAAUAUUUCUGGGGACAAGCUUGUUUUCCUCUCUACCUAGGAAUGGCAUCAGUCAAAUGAUUCUCUUGGUUGCGUGUAGUUUGUGGAGAGGGUUAUUACUAGUCAACUGAAUCAUGUCUCCAAGGGGUGGAGCCGGUGGUCUCAGUGACAAGGGCUUCCCUUUGUUUGGCCAAGUCAUAAAACCAUUGUUGCCUGUAAUUACACUGGUGUCCAUCAAACUUUGGUCAGUGAUGCAUCUGGAAGGUCUUCAGAGAAUAUUGCUGAAUACUGUCUACCCUUGGGGCCUCAGGGUUCCCCUAUACCCUCUAUGGGAAACCUUUGAUCCUUUCGAAGAGAAAGUUUCCUUUUGUGUUGGAGCUAAAGGUAGGUAGGUCAGGGAGAGGUGGUGUUUUCUCAGUUUCCCUCUGAUCAUUAAGAAACUGCAUUGAGAUAAUUUUUAUUUAUUUAUUUUUGGUAGCUAAGAUCAUGUGUUCCAACACUCUUAGAAUCUGUCUCUUCUUGGUAGUACAUUUUGAAAAAGGAGCCGCUCUCAGAACUCAGGAUAGGAAAUGAUGGACUCAUCAGGCACCACUUCCUACCUUGAACAGUCAUCCGGUUCAGCAAUCAAUGACUGGGCACCAGUUCUUUCUCAGGCAGCAUUUUACCCAUUGCCAUCUGCCAGUCUAUGAAAUCCUUUGGGUUAAUUAGGCCAGAAUUCAAAGAAAUUGGCAUGAGUUGCACACCACAAUGUUAGUAUUGUACUUCCUCAAGUAUCUGAUGCUUAUAAAUAGCAGGUGUGUCAUUAAUGUGUUGUUGAUGUGUGUAGAAUAAGCAGUAAAAAUCAUGGGGGACUGAAGUUUUGGAAUAUGUACCAAGUAAGGGUUGUCUCCAAAAUGCUUUGGGUUCCGGUAGCAUCAUUGGAAUAUUAUGUAGCCAACUAAAGUGACGAUUUUAUAGAUGACACCUUUUAAUUGUAUAUAUAUAUGAGGUUCUUAUAUGCUUGUUAAGAACAAUAAAUUGGUUAUGUGACUUUAUACUCACAGCUCCUAUUAUAAGUUUACCACUCUUCAUGAGCUCAGGCUUAUAAUUACUUGUCUUGGAAAAAGGUCAUCUUGUUCCUUUGUAAACUCUGUAGAUUAAUAUAUUAUUUUGCUUUAAUAGGCAAAUAUAAUAUCCUUGAGUCUAGCCUAUUAAUUUAGAAAGUCCUAGGGGGUGGGGUUGGGGUUGGAGCACAUUCUUUGGUUAUCUUUAUUACUAUGAAAUCCUGAUCCUUUGCAGGUGGCUUUAAUUCUUGAAAACAGUCAAAAGUUAUUCAGAUCCAAGGUGGGGGAAGAAAAGAGGAACAGACAAGAAACAAAUUAGUGUUGGUUGAGUGUUGCCUAUUUGCAGAGCGUUUUGACAAACAUUUAAUGUACAUCAUUCAUUUUCAUCCUUCUAAUAACUUUGCAAGAUAAUUAUUUUUAUUGUUUUUUUUUCCUUUGUUUUGAUUAAAAAAACACACAACAGAUUGUGAAAACAGAGGCUCAGACAGGUAAGGUGACUUGUGUAGGAGUGUAGAGUGGCCAGGUCAGGGCUCAGACACAGUUUUCUCUCUUAGUCACUCACUUCCUAUGCUACAUAUGCAUAUAAUAGUUUUGAUUAAUAAAGGUAAGAUGUGAUUAAGGUGAAUCAUUUCAUUUUUGAUGUGCUAUUGUUUCUGAAGAGUAGAGAAGUUAUUAUGUCUUUGUGUAAAAAUUGAAGAAAAUCUGUAGGAAACAUGACAAUUUAAUGUUUAGAUUUGCAAGGUAAAUUUACAUUUAUUUAGCCAAGUGUAACGUUCACAAUUUUUUUGUCAUAACAUACCUCAACUAUUUAUUUGUAGUUCAUAUUUAAUAUGGAACAAAUCCAACUUUGGUGUUAGCAUGGAGUCUCAGUAGAGUUUCUGAAAUGAAACAUGAGGAAAGGUGGUUCAGAUUUAUGGAAUCUGAGCUUUGGAGAUUUCAGGUGUAUGCUUUUUCCUCCCCUCCCCUUUCAGAAUGUUAACAUUUCCAUUCGUUUUUUUGGUGAAAAUCGGUUUUAAGUUUCCUAAUAAAAGUUUUAAAUGAACACAUACAAAGUGCUACAUGUUAAGUGAACAUAAAUGAAGUGUUACAUAUUAUAUAGUAAAUCACCGAUCCGAUUGUGACCGUUAGUAGCUAUAGUAAUAAAUGGGAGCAUACCCUUGCGGUAAU